Caenorhabditis auriculariae is the source of this 4327-nucleotide messenger RNA. The record is from the annotation of a GenBank genome assembly. NCBI's taxonomy places the organism in Eukaryota, Metazoa, Nematoda, Chromadorea, Rhabditida, Rhabditidae.
AUGGCCGUUUCGGGGCCGCUCUUCCUGUUCGCCUCGACCGUGUUCUGCUACUUCGACUUGAUCCUGGCUGUCCAACGGGUCGUUCUUGUGUUCUGCAACAGAGACUACCACUACCUCGUCACAGGGUCUCUUUGGAAGUUUCUAUUUUGCAGAUGGGAGUUUUGAAAAAACAUCUGAAAAUACUAACAGUUUUUCUCUUCAACUUUGAGCCAGUCUUUUUCAAAAACGAAGAAGUUUUACAGGUUGAAACUUUCAGCUUCAUCCGGUACAUGUAUAAAUUCUGAGAAAUUAUCACUAAAAAGAGUGAAAUAAUCGUGAUUUUGAGUUUUUAGGCGCUUUCUGAAAUAUUACGUCUACUCCAUUUGGAUGACGUUUCCUGUUUUCUACCUCUACAAAUAUGGUUGCUAACAAGUAGAUUAAAAAAAUGUUCGUUUUCCAAACUUUUUCCAGGAUACUGUUUUGAAAACUUCUGUGAUCCGAAGUUCUCGUGUGAUGGGAAUCCGAUGGGUUACAAAUUAACACACGUACGUGAGAAUCUUUUUUUUCGAUUAAAAUCUUCGAAUAAGAGAUUUCAAGGAUCUCUGCAAUAAAAGUAUCUGCAACGGCUCUGAAUCGAAAUAGAGUUUCUUUUCAAGGAAAAAGAGUUCAGAUCUACGAAAUCAGCCUUUAUUUGAUGACACUGGUGACGGUGAUCUGCUACUCGAUCAUCUACCGAAGAAUCACGCGUUUCACUCAAAUAUCGACGGACAGCCACUCCUUCGAAAAGUUCAUUGUUCUGCAAGCCUUGCCCAUGACUACCAUCAGAACGGUACGCGAAUCGGAGACGUCUCAUGGCACAAAAGUAGAGAAGAACAGCUGUUUUCGGGAUAAUCAGCAAAAAACCUUAAUUGUGCUCCAUGGAAAAUCUGUGACGCUUUUAUAUAUUUCAAACUUAAUAAGUUUGAUCUAUUAUUUUCAUCAACGGUUGCAUAAAAGUUUAUUCUAUUCUUUUUUUUCUAUUCAACCUGAGCACGUUUAUAGACAAAAAGUAGCUGAAGUUUUGAUAUCUUUCUAACAAAUCAGUAGAAACUUGAUAUAAAACAAAAAUGGAAUUUUUGGGAUUUUCUUCUUUUUUUCUGAAGGCUUAUUCAUUGAACAAAUCUCGAAAUGGAUUUGAAUUCAAUGAGUACAAAAACCCCAAUAAUCUAACUUUUACUCGGGAUUUUUUUCAAGAAGACGUAUCUGAGUUUGCAGAUUCGAGAAAUAGCCGUGCUUGGAAUCGCGAUAAUUCACUAUUGGAAGAUCGAUCUUUCCUACCCGAUCAGCUUCUUGGGAAACGAGUUCGAAGCUCUUUGCAUAGGAUAUUACGUCGACGUCGCUACUCUGGCCAUCGUCGUCCCUUUAUCUUUCAUUCUGAACAAAAGAAACUACUCUCGAGCUAAAAAUUUCAUUAAGAACCAAGCCUGAAAAUUCUGUUUUGAUUGGCUGCAGCCAAAAAAAUUGUAUUGUUUUCAUUCGUUAAAUACACUUAUCCAAAACUUCAGUGGUACUCGUUAUUUUAUCGUGCUGAACUUUCAAUUGGAUGAACAAUAUUUUUUAUGAGAUUUAAUUUUGAGUAGUGAUUAUUGAAUGAAGUGUCAAGUUAUAGGCAGUUCAGUGAACUAUUUAUCAUAAUUUGAAUUUCAGGGGUCGCGCGAACGCAACCCCACACGCAAAAAUUAAGCUGUUGGCGAAUCUCAACUCGAGACUGCCACACAGGUCAGCCCGACCAGAAGUGCAAUGGUCAGGCCUCGCCAUGGAGUUUCCGCCUUCGGGAUCGCGAAAUCCUCCCAGCCAGGUAAGUUUAUGAGCCGUCCAGCGGCGGCGACCCCAUGCCAGCGCGCAUCCGACUCGGGACGACUUGCGCGCGAUGACCUCUUUGACCAUUGCUGCCAAAUACGUCUCAUUAUUUUUAUUUUCCCUCGCGUGAUUCUCAACUUCUAGGAAUUAUGUCAUCUCUAUAUUUCACAUUGAAUUAGGAUGACCAAACGUUUUUGGAACUAGGAAAAUUUUCAACUUUCGCUAUAAAAAUACUAUUUGAACUUCAAGAAGAGCUCUGACGGAUUUCUGAAGUUUUUUGACUUUUUGUUUCGCGAGAUUCUGCUUGACGAUGUGAGUAGAGUCAAGCCAGCACUAGAGCCACCGACGCCAAGGACGACAGGAAGGUAAAGUCUUCUGAAAUGUCAUGGAGACCCUGCAGAAGACGUGUCUUUGUUUCAAAAAUCGGAGAGAAGAGCUUUUCUUGUGAAAACUCAGUUCGAUCGCUAUCGUUCUUUGUGGUCUAGUCGACCAUUCACCUCAUUCGUGAUAUUUGGUUCAUCAACCACCCAAAAUAACAAACCAAGUCGUCGUUAAACACUGCGCUCUUCUGUCUCUCUGUGUCCCUCUUUUGUGUUCUGUUUUUCGCUGAUUUUGCUGUUUUUCCCCCAGAUAGUUUGAUUUUAGACUUUUUAAACCUUAAAGUUAGAAUCUUGAUAAUAUAAUCAUUUUUGAAGUGAAGAUUUAAAGCUUUGAAAAACUCACAUAAUCCAUAGAAAUUUGCUAAACGGGCGUCACGAAUUGAAGGUGAUUUUAUAAUGCGCUUUCUACUUUUAGAACUAAAUCAUCCAGCCAAAAAUACCUGAAUAUAUUGAGAAUGACGUCAACAAUAAAAGAGCUGUUCGAAGAAGUUGCCCCUCCCGUGGAUACUCAGCACGCCAAAGUGACGGUUGUCGGCGUCGGACAAGUUGGAAUGGCUUGUGCCUACAGUAUCCUGCAGCAGGUUGGAACUUCCCUUUUUGUCGAGCAAAUGUUCUUCGAAGGAACGAGAUAUCCGAAAACUGUUCAUUCCAUUCAGAACCUCGCGAACGAAAUUUGUUUGGUGGACAUGGUGGAAGAAAAGCUGAAAGGAGAAAUGAUGGACCUGCAACACGGGCUCUCCUUCACUCGACAUUGCGUCGUCAAGGCAGACACCGGUUUUCUUUCUUCACAUUACCUCUUUAUCAAUGUUUAGCCAAAAUAUGAAUAAAUAAGUGACUCAAACUUUGAAAACUUCAGACUACAAUAUAACCGCAAAUUCGAAACUAUGCGUGAUUACUGCUGGAGCCAGACAAAGGGAGGGAGAAACGCGGUAUCCUCUUUUUUUUUUAUUUUUUUUAUUCCUUAAGUUAUGUAUCUGACCACAAAAAAUGUUCAAGAGUAUCGAGAAAAAAAUUAUUUGAGAUGAAAAAAUGCUUCCAAUUUUGUCGGACAACAAUAAAGUCGGUUGAUUUUUGAAGCUGAUUUCGAAUUUUGUUUUCAUAUUUCAGCCAGUUUUAUAUCAGUGUGUUUAUUCAUAAUCUCACAGGUUGAUAUUGUUUCAAUGAAUUUUCAGCCUCUCUCUGGUACAACGAAACGUAGAAAUCUUCAAAAAAAUAGUGCCCAAUCUCGUGAAACACUCGCCGGACACCUUGAUCUUGGUAGUGUCGAAUCCAGGUUUAACAUUUUCUCAAUUCAAAAACUUGAAAGGAAAUUUCUGCUACAGUGGAUGUGUUGACCUAUGUCACCUGGAAACUUUCCGGGCUUCCAAAAGAGCGAAUUUUCGGAUCCGGCACAAAUUUGGACUCUGCAAGGUUGGCAAGGAAGUUUUCGCCUAACAAAAAAUCCUAGAUUCCGUUUCCUCCUAUCAGAAAAACUGAAAAUCGCACCAUCUUCAUGUCACGGUUGGAUCAUCGGAGAACAUGGCGAUUCCAGCGGUUUGAGAUUCUUUUUUAGUAUUUACCUAGAACUACCUAGCUCUGUUUUUUUAAUCAUUCAUGCUUAUUUUUCUUCAACACCUUAUUGGAUUCACGAAUUUUAGUAGCCGUUUGGUCUGGAGUCAACGUCGCCGGAGUGAAUUUGCAUGAGGUUUUCCCCGAUAUCGGCCAGACAUCCGACGAAGAGCAUUGGGAAACGAAAAUUCAUCAGAAAGUUAUUGAAAGGUGUGAUGAUUGAAUACUCCGUGACCUCCCUGUUCAGCGCCUAUGACGUCAUCAAGUUGAAAGGCUACACAUCUUGGGCGAUAGGAUUGUCUGUCGCGAAAAUCGCUCAGGGAAUUCUGAGCAACUCUCGCAAUGUCUUCGCCCUGUCGACCAACGUCAAAGUCAGUAGACGACUUAAUUUCAGAAAACGGGCUCAUUUUCAGGGUCUCCACGGGAUUUCAGAAGAUGUCUAUCUUUCCCUUCCUGUCGUCCUUGGCGCUGGUGGCAUUACUCACGUCGUCAAGCAGAAUCUCGAGAAACAAGAAGUAGAAAAGCUUCACAAAUCCGCCAAAGCUCUACUUUCCAUACAAAAUAAUAUCACUUUUGAAUAA